UUAAUCUGAUAUACCAGAUCAGUCUAAUAUGUUCAAUACCAUAUCAGCUCCGUAAAAUGAUUCUCACAACUUAUAAAUGUGAAGGUGUAGGCAUCAUUAUGAGAAGUUCAUUCUACUCCCGUUCUCUCUUUUUUACUUCUUUUCUGACCUGAAUCUUUUUGACUUAUGGGUCGAGUGCAAAUGCAAGGAAAACACUUUUCCUUUGCCUUCAAUCACCCUUUUCUUUUGCCUUUCCAGAAACACCCCAAAAUCGGCACAAACACUUUUCUUCACGUAUAACUUCAACAUAUACAGUCGAAUCUCGUAGGGAAGUGAAGAGUCAGGGAGAGCAACAAAAUAAAUAUCUGGUCCAGUGAGAUCCUUUUAGUCUUGGGUUGAUCCUGUCAGGUCUUGCCAAGUCAAAAAUGGGACCCGACAACCCCGUGGAAUUAUUGAAACCCAUUUUUUUUGUAGUUUAUGUUUUAAGUGUGCCAACAGAGAAUAUUGACUCUUUUAGUCUUAAUUCUAAAGCCAUUUGUUUACUUAAGAAGCAGGGAAAAGGGAGACCGGAAAUCAAAGCGAAGCUAGAAUAUGGGUUUCUUUUUGGAUUUUGUUUAACGUUGGUAUGGUAAUAUGAGGGAGCAAAGACUUUCUCUCAGUCGAGGCAAUCAAGAGAGUGGAAAAACCAGAUACUGACUAAAAGGAGAAAAUGUCUGUUUUUCUUGAAAUCUUGAAGUGCAUUCUGUGUUGUGAAGACGAGUCCAUUGAUAUUGAUGACAACCGACCUUCCUUCGGAGAUAAUUUUAGUGGAACUAGGAUUUAUAACACUUUUUCUAGCUUGGUCUCCAAUCCUAGUUUCUCAAACGAAUCAUAUUCGACAACCAGAAAUCGCAAUUACUCAAAUUCAUCCCUCAGUUCAUCACUCAUUAACUCAACUAGAAAUGAGUCGACAAGGCAGUCCAGGCCAAGUGACGUACCUGUUGAAUACAGGGUAGUUCUAGGUUCAGAGACAAAUACACCAACUUCAAUUGGAUCAUUGUAUCUGAAGUCUGUGGAAAGGGUUUAUCAAGGGCCUCAGAAUUCUAGGAGUUCUGGCACAGACAACAUUUAUUCAUCUCCAACUUCAAUCAAACCACCCCAGUCCUCAACUAAGCUUAUUCUGCCUCCUCCUAAUCCUUCGCCAUCAUCCUUUAAACCCCCAACUUCUUCUCCUAAACCACCUCCAUCUUCUAAACCAUCUUCAUCUUCCCCUAAACCCCCAACAUCUUCUCCUAAACCACCUCCAUCUUCUAAACCAUCUUCAUCUUCCCCUAAACCCCCAACAUCUUCUAAACCAUCUCUAUCAUCACCUAAACCUCCAAUGCCAUCUAAACCAUCUUCAUCAUCUCUUAGACCAAGUUCAUCCUUCUCCACACCAACUUCAUCUUCUUCUAACCCCACUCCAUCCCUUAAGCCAACUCUAUCGCAGGUGCCUUCUAAUUUUUCCUACCAACAAGGGAAAGGAGAGUAUAAAUGGGCCAAUCCAAAGGAUACAUUACCUAUUUACAUGAUUCCCAAGGACAUUGAGGACUUGAUCAAGAGAGACAUUGUGCCUGAAGUUCUGAAAAAACCUUUGUCUCCCUCAACAUACCAGGAUUACUUUACAGCUCUUCUAUAUGCUGAGGAUUACUACAUUGAGAAAUGGAGUGGUUAUGAGUUGGUGAAUGUGUCUCUGGAGCUGCAUUCAGCAUCAAUCUAUCAGAAGUCAGGCAGGAAUAAGGACUCAAAAGCAAGAAAUAAGAUGGAUGAUAAAACUUUUGUAGUGUUUGAGGUCGAUUCUAUUGCUGAGAGGCGGCCAUUUCUUCUAUCAAGGGACUUUGUCUUUGCACAACCUGCGGGCAAAAAAAUUGAGCCAUAUAAGGGCAUUAUAUAUCGGGUGGAGAAGAGCACAAAUGUACUAGUUGAAUUUGGAGAGGAGUUUUAUUCUCAGCAUGCUUCAACCUGCAGAUAUAAUAUUAGUUUCUCAUUCAACAGAGUCUGCUUGAAAAGGGCUCACCAAGCAAUUGCAGCUGCUUCUGAUCCUUUAUUCCAAAAGUUCCUUUUCCCUAAUUCUGUCUCCAGAGAUCUCAUGUGUAUCUCAACGCCUUUUAAUCUUAAUAACCACAAUCUUGAUCAGGUUGAAAAGUCAGCAGUUCAUCGUAUUUUGAACUUUGGAGGUCCUCCACCUUUUCUAGUAAAGGGCCCUCUCUGUACAACUUGCAAUGAUAAUUCUGAAUCCCUUAUGGAGCAACUUUCAAGAACUGGACUGGUUGUUAAAGAAGCAGUGCUCCAAAUUUACCAACGCCAUCCAGGGUCUAAAAUUCUUGUCUGUGCGCCUACAAAUAGCACAUGUGAUGUGCUAAUGAGAAGCUUGAAAAAGGAAAUUCCGGUGUCAGAUAUGUUCAGAGCCAAUGCUGCAUUCAGGGAGAUAGAGGGGGUUCCUUUUGACAUCCUCCCCUCCUGUCUUUACAAAACAGAAACUGAGUGUUUUAGUUGCCCUUCACUCCAGGAACUAAGGGAGUUACGAGUAAUAUUUUCUACUUUUAUAAGUAGCUAUCGCCUGUAUAAUGCAGGCAUAUCUGCUGGACAUUUUAGCUAUAUCCUUUUGGUGGAUGCUUCUUCAGCUACUGAGCCAGAGACAAUAGUGACUUUGGCUAACUUGGCUGACGAGAGCACAACGGUGAUAGUUACUGGUGCAUCCGGAAAUCGUUCAAGCCAUGUCCGAGCAGAUAUUGCUAGGCGGAAGGGGUUGAGAAGAUCGUACUUCGAAAGACUUUGUGAGUUUGGUCCGUACAAGAAUGGAAACUCAAUGUUCAUAGCGCCGAUCCAGGACAGAGCCACGGUGGUGCCAAGGGAGAAAAUGCCCCCACCCCAAUUUCGUACUACAGUGUUUCUAGACUAAUGCUUUAAGCAUUGCUGUGGUUAAAAAAUAUCGAUGUCUGACGUUUGAAAAAUGUCGUGAAAAAUAAUAAUUUGAGAUUUUUAAGUGGUUAAUAUUGUUAUAAAAAAGUUGCAGAAAAUUAAAAUAUUUAAAGAAGACAUGAUAUUGUGAUGUGAUAUUCCAUUUUUAAAUACUCCAUUUUGUCUGCUUUUCAUUAUUGACGAUCGUGAUAACAUU
Molecule: messenger RNA, 3115 nt
Organism: Durio zibethinus
Lineage: Eukaryota; Viridiplantae; Streptophyta; Magnoliopsida; Malvales; Malvaceae
Product: putative RNA helicase SDE3
Source: RefSeq, a predicted model, not a curated record